GCUGUCUGUGCCCGCGUAUUGGAUUGUUUAGUUAUUUGUGAAGCCCAACAAUAAAACGCUCCGCCAUUUGACGAUGGACUACGUCGAUAUACAGGCCGUUGAAUCGAAGCUCACGGACGUGACGGUCACACCGAUACCGAUGAUAAAGAAUGCACAUUCGAAUCACAACACCGGGAGCAGCAGCAGCAGUAGCAGCAACUACAACAAUACGGCCAACAUUACGAUAACGCCGCAGGUUAACCAUCGCAGCAGCAGCAACCACAACCAUCAUAGCACUGUGUCCUCUUCGGUCAACGAUGGUUCGUCGGGUGCGCUAGCAUUAACCGUCGGUUCGAACAACAGUGCCGCGAACCUAGUGGCCCCGGUUACGACGUUUAAUCACUUCCCCAACAAUGCCGGACUGUCGAAGUACGCUCAGCUGCUGAUGGUGAUUGAGGAGAUGGGACGCGAUUUGCGUCCGACGUACUCCGGAAGUCGAAAUUCAGCGGAACGGUUGAAACGAUUGAUAGUGCACGCCCGCAUUCUGGUUCGGGAGUGUUUGGUAGAAACGGAACGAUCCGCUAGACAGUAAGCGUAGGGACAUAACAAAACGACUACAUCAACCAAGCCGAGGUUUCCGCCGUUUCUCACUCAACUAUCUCAUUCUUCAAGUGCAUUCGUAAGCAGUCCUUGGCUUUUCCUGGGGCGACGUUGUCGCAUCGGCCGGAUGUCGCCGGUGCGGUGCAACGUUAAACACAUAAUCCACAGUACAAAAAGGAGAGAAAAAAACAAAUACAGCGCAAUGUUUGUGGUCGGGUUGGGCCAACACUGCAGUAGAUGGAGGUGUGUAUAAUCAGUUAACGAUAGAGUUGAUGAAAGCAGCCUUAGCUAAUAAACAUAGACUGUGUAUUUACGUUUCGCUCGAAACACCGAUUUGGAAGUAGCAGUGCAAGAACGAAGUAUACCAAAAUACAACCUAAUGCAUGCGCAGCACGUAUACAGAAGUUUUGCAGCGAGAGCAGGCACGAUCGCAUCGCGGAUGAAAAAUGCUCUCUGUUUUUUUUCUACAAAACAUUAACAAGCAUAAUAAAAGACGAUACAAUUCUGUAGCCUUUAACUAUAUACAAUCGAUUGUGUAAACCAUACCGUGGUGUAGGGGCUGGUUGGGAGAAUAAAUAAAUGCAUACAGGGUUCAUCCCAAACGCAAUAAGUCUCUUUAGAACAUACAGUUUUAUUAAUCGGAUCA
This is a messenger RNA of Anopheles moucheti, 1225 nucleotides long. RefSeq lists its product as uncharacterized. Lineage: Eukaryota; Metazoa; Arthropoda; Insecta; Diptera; Culicidae. The record is from RefSeq and is a predicted model, not a curated record. Gene Ontology annotation, cellular component: nucleus; cytoplasm. Bases 74 to 571 code for a protein of 165 amino acids. The transcript has a single exon.